Molecule: messenger RNA, 5468 nt
Organism: Urocitellus parryii (Arctic ground squirrel)
Lineage: Eukaryota; Metazoa; Chordata; Mammalia; Rodentia; Sciuridae
Gene: Rnf43
Product: ring finger protein 43
Source: RefSeq, a predicted model, not a curated record
UUUAAUGUGCUGUUCGGAGAGAAAAAGAACUUUUGUUAGAAAGGAGAUUUCAGAAGUGAUUUUGGAUCGUCUAUAAGUGUUUUUAGAGUUCUUGGGGACAGUAGCUCUCACCCUGGAAUAAGUUUCUGCCUUUGAUCUGCAUGGAUUAUUUUUUCAGACUGCGGAAUUUCUCGUCACCUACUUGUAGUAUGGGGCACUUGGUUUGGUUGCAGAGUAAGAAGGUGGAAGAAUGAACUGUACUUGGUUAAGCAGUUCAAACCUUUUUUGAGCAGGAUCUAUAAAAGCAUAAUUGAAUUUGUCACCCCCGUGGAUUCCAGUGGGCCCAACAGCGCAACAGGUUUGCAGAUUUCUUUUGAAAUUCUUUUUUUUUUUUCUCCCUCUGCCUCAGAAAAAGAAAAAAAUCUCUAUAGUAGGUUCAUAUUCAGUUGCUCRGCUUUUCAGCACUUAUUUUGAAGACUUUAUAUGAUUUUUAAACUUGACCCUGGAACACAACGGGUUUUGUGGGUGAAGUGCACUUAUGUUUACUUAAAGGUGCACAUUUAAAAACCUUAUUCUGUGUUUAUCCAAAGCUCCCAAUUCGUAUAUGUGCUUACAAAUAGCACAGAUCUACCCAGGCUUCAUUGUAUUUUUUCARGGUGUUCUACUUAAAGCCUGUGACUAAUCACCUUCCUAAUCCCCCUAUCUUUUAUUCCCCACCCCCUCAAGGAAUUUGAAAACGUGUUAGGAAUAGUCCUUUGUUUUUCUUAUGAAUUUAGAAAAUUACGGAUUAUAAAAUCUGGAUAUUACUUUACCAAAGCAUCUCAUGGGAAAUCAAAGUGCUUGGCAUUCCCAAGCUGGAGAGUAGAAUUUGGAAUCCCUAAGAGAGAAACGAAAACGGAGAUAGAAAUAUGAACUUUAACUGGGAAAGAUAGUUGGAAACUAUACCCUUUUCAUAUAUUCUAAUUUUCAAAGUUAGAAAAGGUUGUGAUGUUCAGGAUUAUCCAUAAUGUGUGAGGAUAUAUAAAUUAGCACCUAAUUUAUAGGCAACUUUAAGAAAACCCCCCAAAUUAUAGUAUGUCCAAGUUUAUGAAAAAUAUUUAAAUUCAAUGGACCUAGAACUUUGGGCUACAGUGAAAUUCAAUUUAACAUGGAAACUUCUCUGUGUGCUGUAGCAUCUUUGGACAUCCCUCAAGGUGUGGCAUGAAUUUUUUUAUCAUUCCGUCUCUUCCCCUAUUAAAAAACAAAUCUCCUGUGGUCUUUAAUUAUUUACAGUUGACACAUUUUGUGGCUUAAAAGGGCCACUUCUCCAUUGUCUAAGCUGGAGUUCUUCACUCUCACYUUUGAUGCAUGGCCUUAGCUGUUUACUUUGUCUUGUUUUGUUCAUCAACAUUGGGGUUAGUUGGUCGACAACUUGAUGCAUAUGGAAGACCAACACCAAGUGAUCUGACAUAAUAAAAAUUCAUAAUGUGACGUUCAAUUUCAAGCAAAGUUGGAAAUUCCAAAAAGAAGUGGUGGUUUUUUUGCUAGUCAGAGUGAAAAUGGAAGAAAAUGACAUACCUGCUGCAGAAGUGGGCUGAAAACAGUCUUCUCUGCCCAAUCAGGAAUGCCACCUGUUCUUGGGAAUAUACUGUAGAGAAAGGAAGGGUCAAAACUGUGACUUGGCUUUCAGAAACAGAAGCAUAAAUUUUCUCUUCCUGCAUUUGUCUGGAUCUGAGAACCUGCACUUGGUGUUAGCCAGUGGAAGCAGUAUGUAUGGCCGAAGUGCAUUGCUGCAGCUGGUAGCAUGAGUGGUAGCCACCAGCUGCAGCUGGCUGCCCUCUGGCCCUGGCUGCUGAUGGCUACCCUGCAGGCAGGCUUUGGACGCACAGGACUGGUACUGGCAACAGCGGUGGAGUCUGAAAGAUCAGCAGAGCAGAAAGCUAUUAUCAGAGUAAUCCCUUUGAAAAUGGACCCCACAGGAAAACUGAAUCUCACUUUGGAAGGUGUGUUUGCUGGUGUUGCUGAAAUAACUCCAGCAGAAGGAAAAUUAAUGCAGUCCCACCCCCUGUACCUGUGCAAUGCCAGUGAUGAUGACAAUUUGGAGCCUGGAUUCAUCAGUAUCGUCAAGCUGGAGAGUCCCCGACGGGCCCCUCGCCCCUGCCUGUCACUGGCCAGCAAGGCCCGGAUGGCCGGUGAGCGAGGAGCCAGUGCAGUUCUAUUUGACAUCACAGAGGAUCGAGCUGCCGCUGAACAGCUGCAGCAGCCCCUAGGACUCACUUGGCCAGUGGUGCUCAUCUGGGGCAAUGAUGCAGAGAAGCUCAUGGAGUUUGUAUAUAAGAACCGGAAAGCCCAUGUGAGGAUUGAGCUGAAGGAGCCCCCUGCAUGGCCAGAUUAUGAUGUAUGGAUCCUCCUGACAGUGGUGGGCACCAUCUUUGUGGUCAUCCUGGCUUCUGUGCUGCGCAUCCGGUGCCGCCCCCGCCACAGCAGGCCGGACCCCCUUCAGCAGCGAACAGCCUGGGCCAUCAGCCAGUUGGCCACCAGAAGGUACCGGGCCAGCUGCAGGAGGGCUCAGGCUGAGCGGCCAGACUCAGGUAGCAGCUGUAGCUCAGCCCCUAUGUGUGCCAUCUGCCUGGAGGAGUUCUCUGAGGGCCAGGAGCUUCGGGUCAUUUCUUGCCUCCAUGAGUUCCAUCGCUCCUGUGUGGACCCCUGGCUACAUCAGCAUCGGACUUGUCCCCUCUGCAUGUUCAACAUCGUAGAGGGAGAUUCAUUUUCCCAGCCCCUUGGACCCUCUCGAUCUUAUCAGGAACCAGGCAGGAGACUCCACCUCAUUCGCCAGCAUCCUGGCCAUGCCCACUAUCACCUCCCUGCUGCCUACCUGUUGGGCCCUUCUCGGAAUUCAGGCACUCGGCCCCCUCGACCUAGACCCUUUUUACCAUCCCAGGAGCCUCGGCACCAACGUAUCCCCAGAGCUGCACAUCUCCGGGCUGCAGGUGAACAACAGCGUCAGGCAGUGGCUCAGCACCCCUAUGCUCAGGGAUGGGGGCUGAGCCACCUCCGAUGCACAUCUCAGCACCCCACAUCUUGCCCAGCGCCUCUGCGCCGGGCUAGGCCUCAUGACAGCAGCGGGUCUGGAGAAAGCUACUGUACAGAACGCAGUGGCUACCUGGCAGAUGGGCCAGCCAGUGAUUCCAGUUCGGGGCCCUGUCAUGGCUCUUCCAGUGACUCAGUGGUCAACUGUACAGACAUCAGCCUGCAAGGCAUCCAUGGCAGCAGCUCUACCUUCCGCAGCUCCCUGAGCAGUGACUUUGACCCCUUGGUGUACUGUAGCCCUCAAGGGGACCUACAGGGGGAAGAGAUGCAAUCCAGUGUGACCUCUCGGCCCCGUUCCUUGGACUCAGUAGUGCCCACUGGGGAAACCCAGGUUUCUAGCCAUGUCCAUUACCACCGGCACCGACACUACCACUACAAAAAGCGGUUCCAGUGGCAUGGCAGGAAGUCUGGCCCAGAAACUGGAGUCCCCCAGUCCAGGCCUGCUUUUUCUCGGACACAGCCUCAGCCAGAACCACCUUUUCCUGAUCAGCAAGUCACCAAAUCCAACCCAGCAGCUCUUUCGGGGCAGCCCUCCAAUCCACAUCGGCCCAGGGCCCUCACAGAGCCAGCUUCUGACCCACCUGAAGCUGCCAGUUCCAGCCCCAGUUCCCCUGGUCUUUUAAACUUGCAGAAAUCCAGUCUCACUGUUCGACAUCCACAGAGAAAACGGCGGGGUGGUCCCUCAGAUCCCACUCCAGCCUCUCGGCCUCAGGAUUUGACUGUGCACCCGGCUUGCCAGAUGUUCCCGCAUUACAGCCCCAGCCUGGCAUACCUUUGGCCCCCAGAGGCCCACCCGUUGGUCUUUAGACCUCCAGGCCUGGAUAGGAGGUUGCUACCAGAAGUUCCAGGCCCCUGUUACUCAAGUUCACAGCCAGUGUGGUUGUGUUUGACUUCACGCCAGCCCUUAGGUCCUCACCCACCUGGGGAGGGGCCUUCCGAAUGGAGUUCUGACACCCCAGAGGGCAGGCCAUGCCCUCACCCACACUGCCAGGUGUCGCCAGCCCAGCCAGGAUCAGAGGAGGAGCUUGAGGAGCUGUGUGAACAGACUGUGUGAGAUGGUCAGGCCAAGCUCCAACCAAGAGUGUGCUUCAGUCAUUUAGACUCCUACCUGGCACGAAGUCCACUUCUGGGAGAAGAAAGGACCUCAGCAAACACCCCCCUUUUUGCCAUACUUCCUGUAACCACUAGGAGAGGAAUGGUGAUAUGGGGGUAGGGGGCUACUGUUUCCAGAUCCUGGCUCUAGGUAUUGUCUGCAGUGCAGAGAGCCUGUGUCCAGCCAGGCAGCCUGCUUCUACCUGUGUGCAUUUGUGGGCUGGAUCCAGUGCUGAGCUGUCGAGGGAAGGAAGCUGGGGUGGGUAGCUAGGUGUCACAAAGGUGCUGCUCCUUCCCCCAGCCCUGCUCAUUCUCCCUCCCCAGGCCUCAUGUUCAUACCAGCCAAUGCAUUCAGCUGAAUGCAUGACCCUUCUCACCUCCUGCCUUGAGUGAUCUCUGCACAUGAGCUUUGGCUCUUCUCUGGAAGGCCACAGCAUCAGGGGCAACCCCUAGUUUUCUUAUUUUCCUUCUUUACAAAAGGACGAGGAGCAUAGGUAACCCCUAACCCCUAAAAAGGGAGGUCUCUGCAGCUUUUCUAGGCAGUGCAUAAGGAAGAAUAUUUUCCCCUUCUUGUCCUUGAAUUGUUCUUAAWAUGGCAGAUCCACAAUAUUAAGUCAGAGAGAUGCUCUGGGAACCCAGGGCAUAGAGUUCUAUCCUGAGGUGGGAGCAGCUCCUUGAAGAAUGUGGAAUGAAGCUUUUGAUCUUCCAACUCCCUCUAUCAGCCCAGUUCCUCAGGGGAUGGAGGAAAGGGAGAGGGAAUGACUCUUCCUUGAAGAUCUUCUGUUUCAAAGACCCAAAACAGGCAAAAAGGAGAGAAUUUCUGAUUGACUUUGGGAAGGAGGAGGAUGGAAUGAAGGUGGAAAAUACAAAAUUACAGCUGAGAAAAACAACCAAGAGUUCUUCUCUGAGAGAAGUUUUGUCUCAGAACAGGGAUGGGGAACAGGGGAAAACAAAGGAAGAGCAAAGUAUGACCCCUUAGGUUUGGAGGGCCCAGAGGCCCAGCUCCUCAGUAUAAGCCAUGUAGGCCAGGGACCAACCAGAAGGUGUGCACCCAAGUAGAGCUGGAGUAGAAAGUUGGCCUGGGUAUCUUGUACUGAAUGAGCAAGGGCUGGGGGACUUCCUGAGGGUGACAUUCACUUCAGGACAUUCUGAUCAUUUCUAGUCCCUCAGGCUUUAUCCUUGCCUAGAAUGUGAAUGUGGGGGCAAAAUGGGCACGGGAUUCUACUUGGUAAUGUUCUUCCCUCAAUGUCAGCGGGGAGACUAGCACCUAGGCACCCACAUGGGUAUUUAUAUCUGAACCAGACAGAAAGACGCUUGAAUCAGGCACU